AUGCUUUCCGAAUUGUUUGCUGAAUUUAUUAUUGAUUCGGAUGAUUGUGGUGUUAAUGACCGUUCUCAUAUGAAUCAUAUCGAUCCAUAUGUAUAUGUACCUUUAGACCGAUCACCUAGAUGGUUCCUUGAUGAUAAUUUAUUCUUCAAGAAUAACAAUGAUAAUAGAACACGUGAAACUGUGCAGAAUCAAGCUGCCUUCGCUUAUCUUCAGGGUGAUUACAUCAGCUCAAUGAAUUUAUACUUUUAUUUGUUGGAAAAUGAACCAAAAAAUGGUAAUAGCAACUCUGUUUUUGCCUUAAUUGAUUCUAUUAUCCGAUGUGGCUUAAAAAUUGCUCCAAUAAAUGGCCCUCAAUUACUUUUCUUGCUGCAAAAACUGCAUGCAUUAGUGUCAACAUACGACGAUCAGUUACAGUACUGGACAGAAAGUCUGGAAGUGUAUUUGGCAACUGGAACAAGCACCAGUGAUUAUUUACGAAAUGCAAUUCUAUUAUGUGCCAGUGUCGAUUUACCAGAAUUUUGGAUUUCAAUUUCAAAAAAUUCACCUGUUUCUUGCGUGAAUCUUCGAAUUGGGUCACUGUGUCGCGCUAUUUACAUCUUAGAAAAUUCACCAGCGUCCAAGGCUAAAUGUUUGAAUUCUUAUGAUUUGCAGCAGAUGAAAGCUGAACUUCAAAAUCUUUGUAAUAAAGAGAAGUUAUCUGAAGCAAAAGCAGCCGUUUGUAGUGAUCUUAUAAAAAGCGAAAACACUAAUGCAACAGAAGUCAAUCGUCCUUCUCUUUCCAAAAGUUUCCUCAAAGACAAAAAAGCCGAAGAUGUUAUGAUACUUGAAUUCAUUCAUCGUUUUUAUUGGCUCUUUGCCGACAUGGAUCAACAAUUAGUUAAUUCCAUACUACAGGUAUCAUGA
Molecule: messenger RNA, 903 nt
Organism: Brugia malayi
Lineage: Eukaryota; Metazoa; Nematoda; Chromadorea; Rhabditida; Onchocercidae
Exons: 7
Coding region: 1-903 (300 amino acids)
Source: RefSeq, a predicted model, not a curated record